Cataglyphis hispanica is the source of this 2287-nucleotide messenger RNA. RefSeq names its product intraflagellar transport protein 74 homolog. The record is from RefSeq and is a predicted model, not a curated record. Gene Ontology annotation, biological process: intraciliary transport involved in cilium assembly; cilium assembly. The transcript is spliced from 3 exons. NCBI's taxonomy places the organism in Eukaryota, Metazoa, Arthropoda, Insecta, Hymenoptera, Formicidae. Gene Ontology annotation, molecular function: beta-tubulin binding. The coding region runs from base 310 to 2277 and encodes 655 amino acids. Gene Ontology annotation, cellular component: centrosome; intraciliary transport particle B; cilium.
CAACCGUGGGGGUCCUCCGCCGUCGACUCCUCCUCUAAAGUCUGAACACAUCGUUGCGUUUCGCCUGCGAUGCGAGUCGUGUCUCAGCACGUCUCAACGGUUGCCUGGCAACCGUUAAAUAAUUGCCGCGCUCGAGAGGCGAUGACACUGCUAGCGCCAUCCAUCGGAGAAGAUUGUGAUCUUUGAACAAAUAAAGGGUAAUUGAAUGGCGCAGCGGAUGUCACUGUGUUCUCUUUCUCUCGAACAAGCAAAUAAAAUAUAAAAUUCAAUUUCGGCCAACAUCUGACGUUUCACCGAAUUUUUCGAAAAAUGGACGCCGAGAGGAACAGUUCCGGUAAAAUCGGCGAACGGCCGAUCACUCGCUGGCGACGCGAGCACCCGGAAGAUGCACCUGGUACCUCGUCGAACAAGAUUGACAGACCGCCAACGGGUAUUGUGAGACCUCAAAGCAAAUACGAGCGACCAAGGUCACGCCGAGGACACAAGGACGAAUCGUCAGAGUAUGUCAGCUCGGCUACCUUCCGCUCGCCGACACCCGGGCGUCUCGCCCUGGCGAGACCUCCAUCAGCGACCUUUCUAUCCAAUCGUGCGCCAACUGCAGGCAUCUCCAGAAUAGGCUCCGGAAUAGGUCGUUCUGGCACCGGAUUAGCGACUGCUAAGCAACUCAAUGUCAGCAUGCUUGACAGGCCGAUUACGCAGCACGGGAUAGCAGGCAUGCGACCAGGUACCACCAGGGGUUUACCGAUGACGAGACAAAUUCAAGACAAGAGAUAUUAUGAGGGCCUGUUACAACUUAAAAUACGAGAAUUGACACAGGAAAUUGGGAAGAUAAUGAAGGAUAUCGAGAUACAAAAUAAGGAAAAGGCCACCUUUCUGCAUUACGACAAGAGAGCCAAGAGUUUGGCCGCGGAAUUGACAAAUCUGCAGGCCGAAUUAGCAGAUUACAAUCUUGUCGUGGAUAAGAUGACUCUAGAUGUUGAUAAGGAAGUGAUCGAGCAGGAAGCCAAAGAGUUGGCGUUGAUGAACGAGCGUACAACUGCGGAGAUCGAGAAGAUGUUUGAGCAACGGAAAGAGAUGGAACAAAAACUUCGUAAGAUGGAGAAGGAUAUCGAGAACGAGAGGAAAAGAACGGAAUACAUCAUCGAAAAUAUGGAUCCGCAAACGAGGGAAAAAUAUGAUGAUCUGUUGCGACAGAAGACAGAAUUGCAGGAGCAAGCGCAACAGAUGCAACGCGAAUUGGAUCAAUUGUCGAAGGAGCAAGUACAAUUGGAAGAACAGAUAGCGCUGUCCCAGCUGAAACAAGAAGCGGUGAAAUUGCAGGUGAGAAUCAUCGAGGCAGAGAAUAAACGAGACAAGUUGCUGGAGGAAGAAGGCAAGAGAUUAUCACCAGAGGAUGAAAAGGAGCAGCUUCUGCAGAAGAUCAAACGCGACAACACUGACAUUGCCGCGACCGAGGCGCAAAUAGCAGAAAAAGAGAAGAAGAUGAUGGAAUUGGAGCAACAACUAGAGCAGUUGGAAACCGAUAUGGAGGACGAUCAUUCGGAAAAACAGACCAAAUAUCAGGAAUUGCGUAAGCGUGAAGAGAUGAUGGAGGAGUUCAUGUCCACGUACGAGCAAAGCAAGCAAGAGGAAAUGGAGAAGUUGGAGAAACUUGAACGAGAGAUCAUCAAGAAAUUAGAGGCUGUAACAAACGCAGUGGAGAAUAAUGAAUAUCUCACAGAAGCCGAAGAGGCGGCUAUUUUGCAGGACAAGUUCCCGUACAACGAUUAUGAAAUCGCGCAUCGCGACGACGACUUUGAGGAAUUGAAGAAAGACUACGCAACCAUGCAACAAACAUUCAAUAGGCUGAGGAUCCUGGAGGAGAAACUCCAGUUGGAAUCCAAGGAGAUAAAGGAGAAACUGAAAAAGCAACAGAGUGAGCUGAUUGUUCUGGAAGAUCUGGACGGUUUGAAAACACGAAAUGAAUUCGAGCGAGACGAACUAAUUGCCGAACGUGAAGGACUUAUGACCGAGGAAACGGUUUGCGAGGACGAGCUCAAAUCACUGCAAACGGAAUACAAUGAACUUAAAGAGCGAUUGGAGAAAUACGCAGUUUAUCCGGAGAUCAGUAAUCUGGAAGAAAAAUUAGAGAAAUUGAAAGAAGAAAAUAAAAAGAUCGAGGAAUUCAUAAUCAAGGAAAAGGAGCGCGUUAAUUACGAGCCGCUUAAAGAGAAAGCCUUUAAACUGAUUAAUGAUUAUAGUACGAUACUUCAAGAGAAUUUAAAAUCUCUUUAUUAAAAGAUGAUUU